Molecule: messenger RNA, 5381 nt
Organism: Mobula hypostoma (lesser devil ray)
Lineage: Eukaryota; Metazoa; Chordata; Chondrichthyes; Myliobatiformes; Myliobatidae
Product: zinc finger protein 850-like
Exons: 6
Coding region: 1049-3112 (687 amino acids)
Biological process (GO): regulation of transcription by RNA polymerase II
Cellular component (GO): nucleus
Molecular function (GO): RNA polymerase II cis-regulatory region sequence-specific DNA binding; DNA-binding transcription factor activity, RNA polymerase II-specific
Source: RefSeq, a predicted model, not a curated record
AGGAACUUCUGAACGAACACCGUGAUUUAUUACAAUAUCUGCACCACAUUCACUGACACACCGGCAUCACAACGCUGUCAGUAACUGAACGAGUCCAAGGACUGCGCACAUAGAACUGGUAAAAUGUGUCAAGCAUUCUGUGUGAGAUUCAGCCUGUCUUCCAGCUGCCCGCGAUCUCGCUGAAGAAACUCUGAGCUGAUGAAUCUCCACGCUCAUUCAUUUAUACUCGCUCCAGCACGCUGAAUAUUCAAUAUUACACAAGGCUGACGUGUCCUCCAACGGCUGGGAGAGGAGAUGAAGAGCGAAGACGCUGGGGAGAACUGGUCGUAGCAUACGAUCCGCUGGGAGAACUGUUUGUUCGAGAUGGUUUGUGAGCGACGUUCGGAGGGUGGUGUGAGCUUUCACGUUGACCGAGGCCCCAGCGCCUGGGUGACAGAAAAGUUCCAGAUGAGUUCCAACUUGUCUAAACUGACUGACCCAUCUGUGCCACUUUUGAUAAAUGUACCUCGACCAUCUUACCUAUCAGUUUCCUUCGCUCCUGGAGAAAAUCGAAUCACCGGCCCACCGAAUAAUGCAAACAAGGUAAACAUUGUUUACCACGACACCCAUAUUGAAAGGGAAGUCGCACUGCUGCUUUAUGAAACAUACGGUUAAAACGAGAAGUAAUUUGUCUCCAGGAAUCUCAAACACCAGUUUUGCUGUCUCUGUCUAGACAUUUAAGAAGUGGAGCAAGGUAUUCAAUCAACCAUCCUUCCUGCUCAGACAGUGGGGAGGGAUUCACUCGAUCAUCUGACAGACUGGCACAGUCGUCAUUUUAUACAGGAGAAAGGCCGUUCACCUGCUCAAACAGUGGGAAUCGAUUCACUCGGUCAUCUCAAUUGAAAGUACAUCAGCAAGUUCACACUGGGCAAGGCCUUUCACCUGUUCUGUGUGUGAGAAAGGAUUCAGUCAGUGGUCUCACCUGUGGACACACCAGUCAGUUCACACCGGGCAGAUGCUGGUCAUCUGCUGAAUUUCUGGGAAAGGAUUCACUCAGUCAUUUGACCUAAUGGCUCACCAGCGUGUUUACACCGGGGAGUGGACGUUCACCUGCUUAGACUGUGGGAAGGGAUUCACUCACUCUUCCACCCUACUGGUGCAUCAGCGAGUUCACACUGGGGAGAAGCCGUUCACCUGCUCAGUAUGUGGGAAGAGAUUCACUCGGUCAUCCCACCUACAGAGUCAUCAGCGAGUUCACACUGGGGAGAAGCCGUUCACCUGCUCAGUCUGUGGGAAGAGAUUCACUCAGUCUUCCAGCCUACUGGUACAUCAGCGAGUUCACACUGGGGAGAAGCCGUUCACCUGCUUAGUCUGUCAGAAGAGAUUCAGUCGGUCAUCCCACCUACAGUGUCAUCAGCGAGUUCACACUGGCGAGAAGCCGUUCACCUGCUCAGAAUGUGGGAAGAGAUUCUCUGAGUCAUCCCACUUACGGAGUCAUCAGCGAGUUCACACUGGGGAGAAGCCGUUCACCUGCACAGAAUGUGGGAAGAGAUUCACUCAGUUAUCCAACCUACAGAGUCAUCAGCGAGUUCACACUGGGGAGAAGCCGUUCACCUGCUCAGUCUGUGGGAAGGGAUUCACUCGGUCAUGCGACCUACAGAGUCAUCAACGUGUUCACACUGGGGAGAAGCCGUUUCCCUGCUCUGUAUGUGGGAAUAGAUUCACUCGGUCAUUCGACCUACAGAUUCAUCAGCGAGUUCACACUGGGGAGAAGCCGUUCGGCUGCUCAGUCUGUGGGAAGGGAUUCACUCAGUCAUCCAACCUACAGAGUCAUCAGCGAGUUCACACUGGAGAGAAGCCGUUCACCUGCUCAGUCUGUGAGAAGAGAUUCACUCACUCUUCUGCCCUAAUGGUACAUCAGCGAGUUCACACUGGGGAGAAGCCGUUCAGCUGCUCAGAAUGUGGGAAGAGAUUCACUCGAUCAUCCACCCUACAGAGACAUCAGCGAGUUCACACUGGGGAGAAGCCAUUCACCUGCAAAGAAUGUGGGAAGGGAUUCACUCAGUCAUCCCAACUACUGGCACAUCAGUCACGAGUUCACUUCGGGCAGUGGCCGUUCACCUGUUCAGUCUGUGGGAAGAGAUUCACUCAGUCAUCUGACCUACAGAGGCACCAUCGAGUUCACACUGGGGAGAAGCCGUUCGCUUGCUCAGACUGUGGGAAGAGAUUCACUGAGUCAUCCAACCUACUGGUACAUCAGCGAGUUCACACUGGAGAGAAGCCAUUUACCUGCUUAGUCUGCGGGAAGGGAUUCACUCAGUCAUCCAACCUACACAGUCAUCAGCGAAUUCACACUGGGGAGAAGCCAUUCACCUGCUCAGUCUGUGGGAAGGGAUUCACACUGUCAUCCACCCUGCAGAGUCAUCAGCGAGUUCACACUGGGGAGAAGCCGUUCAGCUGCUCAGACUGCGGGAAGGGAUUCACUCGGUCAUCCCACCUACAGAGUCAUCAGCAAGUUCACACGGGGGAGAAGCCGUUCACCUGCUCAGUCUGUGGGAAGAGAUUCACUCAGUCAUCCCAACUACUGGCACACCAGUCAGUUCACACUGGGGAGUGGCCAUUCACCUGCUCAGUCUGUGAGAAGAGAUUCACUCACUCUUCCACCCUACAGAGACACCAGCGAGUCCACACUGGAGAGAAGCCGUUCACCUGCUCAGAAUGUGGGAAGAGAUUCACUGAGUCAUCUCAUCUACAGAGUCAUCAGCGAGUUCAUACUGGGGAGAAGCCAUUCACCUGCUCGGUCUGUGAGAAGAGAUUCACUUGGUCUUCCGACCUACAGAGUCAUCAGCGAGUUCACACUGGGGAGAAGCCAUUCACCUGCUCAGAAUGUGGGAAGAGAUUCGCUCGAUCAUCUACCCUACAGAGACACCAGCGAGUUCACACUGGGGAGAAACCGUUCACCUGCUCAGUCUGUGGGAAAGGAUUCACUCAGUCAUCCAACCUACAGAGUCAUCAGCGAGUUCACACUGGGGAGAAGCCUUUCAUCUGCUCAGAAUGUGGGAAGGGAUUCACUCAGUCAUCCAAGCUACUAGCACACCAGUCAGUCCACAAUGGGGAGUGGCCAUUGUUAUGAAUCCCUGGGUUUUGUUUGCUGUGGACUGUCAUUCUGAGAGAGAGAGGGAGAGAGAUUAAGGCGGCGAAUCAGUCUGACUUGCAUCUUGUUUACAUCGCUCGCAGCUUGUUUAGUUUUAACUGAGGACACACCCAGAGUCAGACGGAGAUGAAGGAGGAAAAAUGGAAGGACUGAAACCAGGGAACUGGUGGCCAAGGGUCACUGUUUAGAACUUUCCUAUGCCCACAAGUGUGGGUUAAUUAUCAAUUCAGUGUACAUCGAAUGUGUGGUUGUCACCUCGUUUGAUCUAUAGGAGUGGAUUGGAUUUGGGGUAUCCUGUUAAGACCACUUAUGUGUUAACCCUUGCCUGGGUGUGGUGUGGUAAUUCACUUGAAGACGAUACCCCUUGUGACAAGUCACUUUUGGUGAUAGUUUGUAUGUGGACUUGGAACGACGACGGAUAAAACCUACAGCGACUGUUCUCUCGUUUUACCACUGUGGAAGCUGUGGAAUUCAACGUUAUUGCCUUCUCUCGACAUUUACUCUGGAUUACAAAUAUCUCUCUCUCCUCAACUAUUCUGUGGUUGUACUGAACUUUCAUAGUUUACCAUCUCAAGACUCCAAGCCUUGUUUCCCCUGAGCUCAAUAGUUUGGGGUUUAUAUUCACACACACGUACACAUAGCUCUGUUAACUUUUGUUUAUCUUGCUUAAAUUACUAGAUUGUUAGUAGAUACUAAGAAAGAUAGUGGAUUUAACAUCAAAAACAGACUCUAGGUGUAGUCUAUUGCUGCUGACUCAUUUCUAAAGUGUUACGGUUCAUAACAAAAUUGGGGCCUACAUCCGGGAUAGGAACAGAUUUGGAGGCGUAUUGAUUAAUUAUCGAUUUCAUUGGGGAAAUCCCUUUUGUUUUAUUUGUGUAUGGAAAUUCAGCAGCAAUGGAUGUUGAUGGAUGUCUGGAAGCGCCAACCUCUGAGGCACUAAAGGACACCAGAAGGACUGAGUUGUUGAGUAUUGCUAAAAGGUUAAAACUUGCUAAGGUGAAAUUGACAAUGAGAAGGGCACAGAUGCAGCAGAUCAUAACUGAGCAUUAUGUAUCUAAGGGUGUGUUUAAUGUGGAGGAGUUGGAGGUGUUUCCUGAAAGUAAACCUAGUGAGCUUGAGCUCCAGUACAAGUUAGAAAAAAUAAAGAUGGAGGCUGUGAAAAGGCAGAGGUGGGUUGAGGCUAGACAGGCAGGAAAACAGAGAAGAGGUGGAAAAACAGAGAAGAGGCAGAAAAACAGGGAGGAGGCAGAAAGACAGAGGCUGUUCGAGCUGGAAAAGAUAGAUUGCAGCAAAAGGGUCUCGCGUUAGACUCUGGUGAUAAGUUUAAGGCCAGUCGUGAAGAUAUAUUGGUACCCCCAUUUGACGAGGCAGAGGUUGAUAAAUACUUUCAGCAUUUUGAGAAGGUCGCUCAGAGUUUAAAAUGGUACAAAGAGGAUUAGCUCAUUCUCUUACAAAGUGUAAUUAAGGGAAAGGCUCAGCAAACCUAUUCUGCUUUCACAGUUGAUGAAGCAGCUGAUUAUGACAUAGUGAAACAGGCUGUGCUCAAAGCUUACGAGUUGGUCCCAUAAGCAUACAGGCAAAAGUUUAGAAAUUUGAGGAAACCUGUGAACCAGACCUAUAUGGAAUUUGCUUAAGAGAAGUUUGUGUGUUUUGACCACUGGUGCAUAUAUAAAAAUGUAAAUGAUAAUUUUAAUAGCUGGAAAGAGUUGGUUUUAAUUGAAGAAUUCAAAAUGUGCAUCCCUGGUGACAUAGAGAUGUAAUUAGAUGGAAAGGACACUGCCACUUUGCAGGAGUCUGCAAGAUUAGCAGAUGAGUUUGCUUUAACCCACAAGGUUAUGUUUACCCUGAGUAACAGUUUCCAAAAGAAUAGCAGGGAUAACCAGGGUAAACCAGAAAUUAAAGCUGGGACUAGUGACAAGAGUAAGGAUGAAGGGAAGCAGUUGAAGGAGAAAUAUUCUGGUCUCUCUUGUUACUAUUGUAAGAAAGCUGGUUAUAUGAUGGCUAAGUGUUCCAUCCUGAGGAAGAACAAGGAAAUGGAGACAGUCCCAAAUACCUCUGAUCAGUAUGUUGAAGCACCUAUAAACCCACAGGGUUCUGAACAUUCUGUGGCGGCUCAGUUAAGGACUGAGAGGUCUGACCAAGUUAAGAAGGGAUUCAAGCAACACACAUCAAAGUUGCUGGUGAACGAAGCAGGCCGGGCAGCAUCUCUAGGAAGAGCUACUGUCGACGUUUCAGGCCGAGACCCUUC